Molecule: messenger RNA, 1263 nt
Organism: Empidonax traillii (willow flycatcher)
Lineage: Eukaryota; Metazoa; Chordata; Aves; Passeriformes; Tyrannidae
Product: choline transporter-like protein 2
Exons: 13
Biological process (GO): choline transport; transmembrane transport
Cellular component (GO): membrane
Molecular function (GO): choline transmembrane transporter activity
Source: RefSeq, a predicted model, not a curated record
AUGGGGGAGCCCCCCAGGACAGGGAUAGGGGCCAACGGGGCCCCCCCGGGGGUCCCCAAAUGCAGGAUCCCCAAAUGGGGGGGUCCCCAAAACCUUCCUCUCCCUCCUGGCAGGGGCUGCACCGACGUCGUCUGCUGCGUCCUGCUGGUCGUGGCCAUCGUGGGCUACGUGGUGGUCGGGGUCGUGGCCUGGACCCACGGGGACCCCCGCAAGGUGAUCCACCCCACCGACAGCCGGGGGCAGUUCUGCGGGCAGCAGGGGACCCCCAACGAGAAGAAGCCUUUCCUCUUCUACUUCGACAUCGUCAAGUGCGCCAGCCCGCUGGUGCUGCUGGAGUUCCAGUGCCCCACCACGCAGAUCUGUGUCAGCAAAUGCCCCGAGCGGUACCUGACGUACCUGACGGCCCACGCCGCGCCGGGGGAGCUGCGCUACUACCGGGACUUCUGCGUGCCCUCCUUCGACCCCCGCAAGGCCCCCCUGGAGGUGCUGAAGGACAGGGAGUGCCCGGCCAUGCUCAUCCCCAGCACCCCACUGGCUCGGAGGUGCUUCCCGGCCAUCCAGGCCAAGAAGGGCGUCAUCAUGGUGGGCAACGAGACCACCUACGACGACGGCCGCGGGCGCCGCAGGAACGUCACCGAGCUGCUGGAGGGGGCCAAAAAAGCCAACGUGGUGCUGGAGACCCGGCAGCUGGCCAUGAAGAUCUUCGAGGACUACACGGUGUCCUGGUACUGGAUCAUCAUAGGCCUCGUCAUCGCCAUGGUGGCCAGCCUGGUGUUCAUCGUCCUGCUGCGCUUCCUGGCCGGCAUCAUGGUCUGGGUCAUGAUCGUGAUGGUGAUCCUGGUGUUGGGAUACGGGAUCUUCCACUGCUACAUGGAGUACGCCAAGCUGAAGGGGGAGGCGGGUUCCGACGUGUCCCUGGCCGACCUGGGCUUUCAGACCGACCUGCGCGUCUACCUCCACCUGCGGCAGACCUGGCUGGCCUUCCUGAUCAUCCUGUGCGUGCUGGAGCUGGUGAUCGUCCUGCUGCUCGUCUUCCUGCGCAAGAGGAUCCUCAUCGCCAUCGCGCUCAUCAAGGAGGCCAGCAGGGCCGUCGGUCACGUCAUGUCGUCGCUGCUCUUCCCGCUCUGCACCUUCUUCCUGCUGUGCCUCUGCAUCGCCUACUGGGCCAGCACGGCCGUCUUCCUGUCCACCUCCAACGAGGCCGUGUACAAGGUGUUCAACGAGUCCUCCUGCCCCUUCUCCGGGCAGACCUGCAGGCCAGAG